AUGUCGGUAUCAGUUGAGGAUCAGUGGGCAAAGUCAUUCCCCGUCAUUGUUAACGAUUUACUAAACCCCGAGAGCCAUCUAGCCAAAGAACAUCCCCAUCUUCAUCAUAAUUUACGCUCUCGCCUAGAAGGGGCAUUUGUUGCACGGGGAGAUCAACCUCUCUCGCGGUGCACACACACAAUUUUCGAUGGAUAUGAGGCCGGCCGAAGUGAUGCACUCCGUUUCCAAGAAAACGAAGACACCGGACUGAUCAAUAGGAUAGAUCCAGUUUUAGACACAUCUGAGACUCGAGCAACAUCUCUUUGCGCUAAUUUGACCAACCGAAUGGAAUUGUAUGGUCUCGCUGGCACAGGAAUUUAUCUUGCACGCGAGAAGGAUAGCAAAGGAGUUGACCCGCGUUCUUCGAAACACUUUGCUAUCAAGGUGGAAAAGCAUCAAACCAUGCUUUCACAUUUUUUGGCAGCAUACUACUCUCCCCCCAUGGUUAUGACUUUAGAGAAAUCAAAAGAUCUUCGAUAUAUCCCCACAGAAGCCUUUGUUAUGCUCUUAUUAACCACAAGUAAUAGGUUUCCCAAGCUAGAUCCCGUUUAUCUUCACGAUCGUUUUCAGGCAAUUGUCAUGUCUCCUUGUGUCGACUACGCCCCCGACCUUCAUCCCCUUUCAGAAGGAGGAUUCCGUCGUGUAUUUAAACCUUUCACAGGCAGGUAUCUAAUGAAAUCAAAUGGAAACCCACUUUUAGAUGAGAUGGAAGCUUGCAAAGUUGCGUCUCAGAUCUUGGAAGGGUUUUUGGAACUUGCUGAUUUGAAUCUCUGGCAUAAUGAUUUCUCGGUCAACAAUUUUGUUGUUGAUCAGGAACUUAAUGUUACGAUUAUUGAUCUGGGAGAUGUCAAAUUUGGGCUGAAGGAGGCUGACUUUCUUAAUAACAGACGUGCUUACUUGACUUUCCAGGAACACCUAAUGUCACCCGAGCUAGCCAGGGUUUUGUCAGUCCAAGGCUGGCUUAAAACGUAUCCCGAUGACAAACACGAUAUGCGUCAGGUCAUCAUUUGGAAAUUUGGUGUUAUCUUAUUCGGCAUUCUGCAUGGCUACUGGCCAUGGGAUGAUCAACAAGAAGGGCAUGACAACCUACUCGAUUUUGGUUCCUCCGAGACUCAGAUUCCAAGAGUCAUGGAAAGACGAGCAAGAAUUAUGAACGAUCCACUACUAUUGAAUGAGAGCCUCAGUCAGGACUGUAAAGAUGUACUCCGUGCCGUGUUGGCAAGAAAUCCGGAAGAUCGACCGUCCCUGCGGCGGCUAGCAAAUUGCUAUCCUUGGUUCUUGCAGUGGACAUAUGUAAAUCGUGUUUGGAGACGGCCUUUCUCCAGGAAAUUCCAUCAUCAUUCUUUUAAAUAA
This is a messenger RNA of Penicillium waksmanii, 1392 nucleotides long. RefSeq names its product Protein kinase domain-containing protein. Gene Ontology annotation, biological process: intracellular signal transduction; protein phosphorylation. Bases 1 to 1392 code for a protein of 463 amino acids. Gene Ontology annotation, molecular function: protein serine/threonine kinase activity; ATP binding. The record is from RefSeq and is a predicted model, not a curated record. Gene Ontology annotation, cellular component: cytoplasm. NCBI's taxonomy places the organism in Eukaryota, Fungi, Ascomycota, Eurotiomycetes, Eurotiales, Aspergillaceae. The transcript has 3 exons.